GGCUCGGAACUAUUAGGGAACUCGGGAGAGACCGAUCCGCAGCUCCAGACAUGGCGACUUAGGGGAAAGAGAAGAACAUUGGUAUCUCCGCUUUGGAGACGGUUUGUGUCUAGUAGUGCCCGUGCCCCUGGGCAGGUUGGAGAGAAGGACGGCUGGAGAAUCGUCAUGUGAGGACCAGAGGAGAAAAGAAGACGCCACGUUAAUUCUACAAGGCCUCUGGUCCCUGCCUGCCCCGGUGCUCAUGGAACCUGCUGCUGCCCUGCCCUUCUCCCUGCCAGCCUCCCUCCUGCUCCUCCUCAGCCUGUGUGCACUGGUCUCAGCACAGUUGACUGUCAUGGGGCCCACUGACCCCAUCCUGGCCAUGGUGGGAGAAAACACGACGUUACGCUGCCAUCUGUCCCCCGAGAAAAAUGCUGAGGACAUGGAGGUGCGGUGGUUCCGGUCUCACUUCUCCCCGGCAGUGUUUGUGUAUAAGGGUGGGAGAGAGAGAACAGAGGAGCAGAUGGAGGAGUACCGAGGAAGAACCACCUUCGUGAGCAAGGACAUCAGCAGGGGCAGCGUGGCCCUGGUCAUACACAACGUCACAGCCCAGGAGAACGGCACCUACCGCUGUUACUUCCAAGAAGGCAGGUCCUCCGAUGAGGCCAUCCUGCGCCUCAUGGUGGCAGGACUGGGCUCUGAGCCCCUGGUUGAAAUGAGGGGUCACAAGGAUGGGGGCAUCCUACUGGCAUGCAUAUCCAGAGGGUGAUACCCGAAGCCCUUCACGGUGUGGAGGGACCCCUCCAGUGAGGUCGUGCCUGCCCUGAAGGAGGACUUCACCUCUGACACAGACAGCCUCUUCAUGGUCACCACAGCUGUGAUCAUCAGAGACAGGUCCGUGAGGAACAUGUCCUGCUCUGUCAACAACACCCUGCUCGGCCAGAAGAAAGAAAGCGUCAUUUUUAUUCCAGAAUCCUUCAUGCCCAGUGUGUCUCCCUAUGUGGUGGCCCUGCCUGUCAUUGUGCUUAUUCUGAUGAUACCCAUUGCCGUAUGCAUGUAUUGGAUCAACAGACUCCAAAAGGAGAAAAAGAUUCUGUUAGGGGAAAAGGAGUUUGAACGGGAAAUGAGAGAAAUUGCUAUAAAGGACCUGGAAAAAGAACGUGUGGAAAAAGAGAAAGAACUUCAAAUAAAAGAACAACUUCAAGAAGAACUGAGAUGGAGAAGAAUGUUCUUACAUGCUGCUGAUGUGUUCCUGGACCCAGACACUGCUCAUCCUGAGCUCUUCCUCUCAGAAGACCCGAGAAGUGUGAGGCGGGACCCCUCCAGGGAGAGCGUACAGGACAACCCAGAGAGAUUCGACAGUCAGCCCUGUGUCCUGGGCCGGGAGAUCGCCUUCGGGAAACAUUACUGGGAGGUGGAGGUGGAAAACGUGAUGGUGUGGAUGGUCGGGGUGUGUAGAGACAGUGUAGAGAGGAAAGGGGAGGUCCUGCUGCUUCCUCAGAAUGGCUUCUGGACCUUGGAGAUGUGUGAAAGCGAAUACUGGGCCCUGACCACACCUAAGUGGAUUCUCUCUAUGGAGGAGUCCCUUUGCCGGGUAGGCGUCUUCCUGGACUAUGAAGCUGGAGACGUCUCCUUCUACAACAUGGGGAACAGAUCACACAUCUACACGUGCCUCCGUUCAGUCUUUUCUGUGCCUGUGAGGCCCUUCUUCAGGUUAGGGUCUUAUGACAGCCCCAUCUUAAUCUGCCCCACCCUCUCAAGAGCCGAUGGGGUCACGGUGCCUGAAGAGGGCCUGACACUUCACAGGGCAGGGACCCACCGCAGCCCACAGGAUCAAUUCCCUGGUCUCACAGCCAUGUAGACAAGCCCUGGCCAUCUCAGCAGCCACCGCACAACGCCCCUGGUGGAAGACAUGCCCUCCCCGCUCUAGUCACAUAAGAGAACAUCUUCCAGCUGCCUGUUUCACAUCCCCUUCAGACCUCAGCCCCUGUUCACCUCCUCACUAGGCUAUGGCUUUAGCAGUUCAUUUGCUUGUUACUGUGGAACGGGAUCCAGGCAUAGGGAACUAGUUGUUACACAGCUCCCAGCCAAGAAGAAAGUGUGAGAAGCUGAUUGGCAGUGAACCUGCUAUUUAGCAUCAGGGUGAUGACAUUGAGCCCAGUAUGCCAGUUGGCACCAGAUGCUGUGGACUUGGAAUGAAGCUAACAGAGUUCACCAGGAUGUGAGAGAAGAGAGGAAUCCACACGACCACCGGAGGGGAGAAGGAACCAGAUAUACAGGUCAGAGAUAGAGGAAGUGGAACCAGAGAGCUGGGAGGGACCAAGGUUAUGAGGGUGGCUGAGUCCUACCAUAACAGCUGAGGGUUCCCAGGAGACAAUGGUUCAUUUCCAUCUAGCCCCAGGAUUUCCAGAGCACACACCCACAGGCCUGGACCUGGGAUGAAGAUGAAUGAAGAACAUGGACAUGUGGGUGUGGUUGGGCUCAGGUGCCCCUGCAGUAAACAAGGAGUCAGUACUCUGUCCUCGAGUGUGGUUGAGAUUUGAGGUCCUGGUCGAACGGGGCAGUACUGGACCAGAUCUACCUCAGCGUUCCGGUUCAGUGGGGGUACCAGUGACUUCAAACCUGGGCUACUUAUGUCUUUAGACAAUUAAUAACUGUUUAGGGCCUUGAGGAGCUUUUGUUUAUUUGGGUUGAUAUUUGUUAAUAUUUAUGGCAUUUGAGAUUGAAACAGAAAAUGUUAAUAUGUUAUUUACUAAUUCAUGUUAAAAUAGCAUGAAUGAACCAAUUACAAGUUAAUAUAAGAUGCUUUAUGAAAAAAUCAACUGUUGUGUGCAAAAAAAGAACAAAAAAAGUGUAACAUUGAUUAA
Molecule: messenger RNA, 2846 nt
Organism: Cebus imitator (Panamanian white-faced capuchin)
Lineage: Eukaryota; Metazoa; Chordata; Mammalia; Primates; Cebidae
Product: butyrophilin subfamily 2 member A1-like
Biological process (GO): T cell receptor signaling pathway; regulation of cytokine production
Cellular component (GO): external side of plasma membrane
Molecular function (GO): signaling receptor binding
Source: RefSeq, a predicted model, not a curated record